CCCAAACGAACCCGACCAGAGCAACAUUGUGGGGUACCAACAACACAAGACUAGUAGGAUGAAGAUCGCCAUUUUCGCUUUUGUCUGCUUCCUCAGCGCUUUCGCCUCCGGCGAAACAGUAGAGGAAUUGGGAUACGAUUGGGACAACAUCAAGCCAAUCAACCGCUACGUGGAACCAAUUGGACCAGCCCCAGCUGCACAGUCUGGACUUAGGAUUGUUGGAGGCAGCGUUGCUACUCGUGGAGCUUUCCCCUAUCAAGCUGCCCUCAUCAUCAACAGCAGCAGCUUCUGUGGCGGCUCCAUCAUCAGCAACACCUGGGUUUUGACUGCUGCCCAUUGCGUUGAUACGGCAACUGCUGUACAGGUUAUUGUUGGUGCCCACAACCCAAGAACCACAGUGAACGAACCAAAUCAAGUGAGACUUGCUGCCAAUGCCCGUGUUGUGCACACUGCAUGGAACAGCGCCACUCUGCUCAACGAUGUCGCUCUUCUUCGUGUGGCCACCAUCCCUGUUGGACAAUCUGGAAUCAGUGUGAUCAGUCUGGCUCCAGCUUCUUCUGGAAACUUUGCCGGGCAGAACGCCAUUGUUUCCGGAUGGGGAAGAACCACUGAUGCCAGCACUGCCAUUGCCACCGAAUUGAGAUUCGUCCAAGUGCCAGUUAUCACCAACGCUGUCUGUGCUAACUCUUAUGGAAGUUCGGUUCAGGCUCAGCACAUCUGCACGUCUGGAGCCAGUGGACGUGGUUCCUGCAACGGAGACUCUGGUGGCCCAUUGGUCAUCGGCAGUGUGGAAGUUGGAAUCGUUUCCUUCGGCGCCCGCCUUUGCCAGGCUGGACAUCCCAGUGUUUAUGCCCGAGUUUCCAGCUUCAGGAGCUGGAUUUCAUCCAACUCCGGUGUCUAAACAGUUAACACUUGCUUUCGUAGGCCAAUAAAUUAAUUUGCAUGUGGAA
Dendroctonus ponderosae (mountain pine beetle) is the source of this 950-nucleotide messenger RNA. Its product is annotated as brachyurin. The record is from RefSeq and is a predicted model, not a curated record. The transcript is spliced from 4 exons. Bases 59 to 901 code for a protein of 280 amino acids. NCBI's taxonomy places the organism in Eukaryota, Metazoa, Arthropoda, Insecta, Coleoptera, Curculionidae. Gene Ontology annotation, molecular function: serine-type endopeptidase activity. Gene Ontology annotation, biological process: proteolysis.